GUGGCCGAAUGGUCUAGGGGUAUGAUUCUCGCUUCGGGUGCGAGAGGUCCCGGGUUCAAUUCCCGGUUCGGCCCAUGUUUUGACCCUGUAGGACCAUCCCAUCGUUACCCACCGGCCCAAAACGAUGGAUCUCGGAAAAUGAGCCGAUUUUACCCAUAA
Auanema sp. JU1783 is the source of this 159-nucleotide messenger RNA. The record is from the annotation of a GenBank genome assembly. Lineage: Eukaryota; Metazoa; Nematoda; Chromadorea; Rhabditida; Rhabditidae.